Papaver somniferum (opium poppy) is the source of this 1690-nucleotide messenger RNA. RefSeq names its product F-box protein At3g07870-like. The coding region runs from base 1 to 1221 and encodes 406 amino acids. The record is from RefSeq and is a predicted model, not a curated record. The transcript is spliced from 2 exons. NCBI's taxonomy places the organism in Eukaryota, Viridiplantae, Streptophyta, Magnoliopsida, Ranunculales, Papaveraceae.
AUGGAAGACUUUCACGAAGAUAUUCAAUCAAAUAUUCUUUCUCGCGUUCCUGAUGAAUCUGUCUUGCACUGCAAACUAAUCUGUCUUGGUAUUCUUUUCGCUAUCUCGGAUCCGGGUGAAAUUCAGCUUUUUUAUACAAAUUAUGACGCUAUUAAAAGUACAAAACACAAAAAGGAUUUUUACAGGAAAAGAAUAACUAGGAUCAACCUUCCUCGAAUAGAAUCAGAUCGCGAUGAACAACAAGUCAUAGUUGGUUCUUGCAAUGGCUUGGUUUGCUUGUCAACACCGCAUAAAAGAGGAAGUUUUUACGACCCUGUCUACAUCUGCAAUCCUUUCACAAGUGAAUACACACUUCUCCCAAAAAUAAGAAACAACGAACAUUGGGGUACUUGGGAUGUACUGAGCGGAUUCGGUUAUCUUCCUUCUACUAAUGAGUACAAAGUUGUGAGGAUCUUGUAUUGUGCAGAUAAGUCCAAGGGACAGGUCCAAGUAUACACUCUAGGUAGUCGUAAUGGUUGGAGAAACGUAACAGAAACCAAACAUGCAUUCGUUUACAGCGUGGGUGUCCUUGCAAAUGAGUCACUUUAUUGGAUAGACGAGAAUAACAACAAGAUUAUAGCUUUUGAUUUGAAAGAUGAAAUUUUUCGAGAGCUUCCACCACCACCAUGCAUCCAAUCUCCUAGAAAUCCCGUUUCAAAGAAAAAGAAUCCCCACGUAGAUGACACAACGUUUUGGCUUACAAUGCUGGGUGGGUAUAUGUGUCUUGUAGAUGAGUCAGACUACGAUUGUAUAGAUAUUUGGUCGUUUAGAAAGAAUAAGCAUCAGGCGAACAAAAGUAGUUACGACGUGAUAGAACAAGACUGUUACUGUGAUUGCAGCUGGAGCAAGGAUUUUAGCAUAGAUUGGGGCAAAAAGGGUAGACGCGGUGAUGAACAACCCUUCGCACUCACAAAGAACAAUGAAAUUUCGAUUUGGCACGAAUCUAAUCUCAAACGUUAUGACCUGGUAACCAAAUGUUUUACUGUUAUCUUGGACAGAGGUUCUCUAUCCUGGUCGACGUUCAAAGGAACUCCACACAUGAAUACUCUAGUUUCCCUGGAAGAUCUUGGUGAGGAACCAAAGCGGGCACCUAAGAAUACACCACCAAUCUCAAGAAAAAGGAAAAGAUCAAUUUAUAGGGGUUUUGGAUUACAACUAAAUAAGUUGCAUUUCAACUUUUAAAAACAGAAAAGUCCAAAAUUACUAUUUUAAAAUGACUAUCAAAACAAUAGAAUUAACUCUUUUUAAAGUAAGUAUUCUUUUCUUUGUUUUUUUCGUUAUCGACUUCGAAAAUUAAAUAGUGACUAUCCAUAGUGGUAGUUAUUUGUUUUUCCUUUUGAAGCCAUAAAAAGUUUUAUAUGUUCAGCGAAUGUUUUAAGAUCAGACUUAUUAAUUAGAAAUUAGAAUUAAAUUAUUUUCAUUGCAAAAACUACUACGUAUGCCUAUCAAACAUGAAGUAAACUUCCGUUAACACUCGCAAUGUUAAUAAGAUGAUAAGUGGGAUGGAGAGAUUAUAAUUCUAAGUAAAAGAGUUAAAGAGAUGGAGCAUUUAAUCCAAAAAAAAAGAAAAAAGUUCAUGAACAAAAAUGUUAUUUGGUAAUUAUUUAUGAGAUUAGAUUUACAAUAAUAAUCAUGUGCCUUGGAAUAAUAU